Molecule: messenger RNA, 4769 nt
Organism: Petromyzon marinus (sea lamprey)
Lineage: Eukaryota; Metazoa; Chordata; Hyperoartia; Petromyzontiformes; Petromyzontidae
Gene: ANKRD46
Product: ankyrin repeat domain 46
Molecular function (GO): protein binding
Source: RefSeq, a predicted model, not a curated record
CGGCCCCGCCUUCCACCCCCACAGCCAGGAGACGACAGCGGCGACGGUGGCGCGAGACGGCGGUGGCGGCGGCGGCUACGCGGAUCCCGCGCUUUUGUUGUUGUCGUUGUCGUCUCUUGAUGUCUCCCUGUUGGAGAUAGCCGUAAAAAAACAACAACCAACCGUGAGCCGCGUCUCGCGACCCAUACCUAGAGCUGCGCGACCUCCCACCUACACCCCCUCCCGUUCCACACAAGCACAACGUUGAAGCGGCCAGGGCGACAUUCGGCGUGCAAUAGUGGCGCACGAUAAUAAAUAAUUAACACGCAACUUGAAUCGCUGGAAGAAGAAGAAGAAAAAAACAUCAACAUCGGCGCAAAAAUGUCACCGCGUUUACUUCAGCUUUUGUGAUCAAUCGGCGUAACAACAAAAAAAGGGCAGUGUACCCACCCCUCUGCUGGGAUCUCGUGUCGUGUAGGAAGUGUCAUUUAUUUUUUUUGUUAUAUUUUAACAUCGUGAAAAAAAUAUAUAUACACAUAAGUCCUCGACGCGAAUGGCGUACGUGCUGGUGGCCGACGCGGGGCCGCUUGCCUCGCCGCUGCUGCGGGCGUGCGCGCAGGGCGACGCGGCGGCCGCUCGCCGUAUGCUCGAGAGCGGCUCGGACCCGUGCGCCCCCGACGCCCGGGGCCGCACGCCGCUGCACCUGGCGGCGGCCCGGGGCCACCUGCCCGUGUGCCGCCUUCUGCUGCGGCACGGGGUCGACCUGGCGGCCACCGACGCGCAGGGCAACACGGCGCUGCACCUGUGCGGACACGCGGACACCGUUCGCUUCCUCGUGGCCAGCGGGCUCAGGCCAGACCUCGGCAACCACCAGGGUGCCACCCCACUGGUCCUGGCUCGGAGACGUGGAGUGUGCAAAGAGGUGCUCCGUCUCUUGGAGUCUCUGGAGGAGCAAGAGGGGAAGGGGCUAGCUGCUGGAACGCCACCCACCAUGGGGAGCAUGGGAGCCAUUUCACUCGCCGAGAACGAAGGGGUAAUGGAGAGCCUGCUGAACCCAGGUGUUCUGCGCGAGGAAGGAGUGCUGUCCAGCGUGCGCUCCACCUGGCGUGAAGUCGUGGCUGACCUCGGCCUUGGCAAAGUCCUGAUGCUCAUCCUGGCCAUUGCCCUGCUAUCACUUGGCGUCGCCUACUACGUGAGCUCUGUGCUGCCGUACAACGUGGGCCACGAGAUCCUGCACUAACCAAGCUCUCUGCCAUUCUGACGUCCAAGGCUGAGAGAGCCAUUGAGGCAUUCUGCAAGGACUCAUCAAAACAAACACCCUGACGAGACAUUGUUUAAGCCAAACCUUGUUUGAAAAUGUUUUCCUUAAAUUUUGUUCAUAAAUGUACAUUGGGUUCUAAAUGGCACUGUGGUCCAAACAAUGAAAAGAAAUUGUUUAUUUUGAGAAAAAUAAAUUAAGUUAGCUCUUUGCGAGCCUUAUUCUAUAACCAUCAGAAGGCACUGAUCUAUACUAAAAUGUGGUCCAGAAUAUUAGUUACAUCUAAUGGUAUCGUGGAAGUAGUACAUGGCUUCGUGGGUUAAACCCCUGCAUGGUUAUUACUUUUCCAAGUGUCACUGUGUCCCAAAUGUAUAUUCUCAUCAAGGGAAGAACAAUAUAAACUCGCUGUGAAGUAGUAAUUUCACAGCACAGAAGUUGACGAUAUAAUGCGUUGAUAUAACACUUGUUCAAUUUCAUCAUGAGACACUUUCCAAAUGGUGAACAGAAGGUAUGAGGCUAAUGCAGCAGUGUUCUCAAACAUUUCGAAAUGCGAUAAUAUAUAAAAAUGCAGCAUUGCAAAAUUGGAGUGACAUAAUUGAUCUCAUAAAUAAAAGAAAAUUCACUGAAUACAAGGAGCCACUGCCAGGUGGAAAAAUCGCUUUGGUAAAUGUCAUAAUUUACGCAACUAUCUUCUGAACUUAUUUUUAGAAUAUGAAAUGAGGGAGGCUAUGGCCUAAACUGCCUUACACCAUAUUUUUUUUUUACAAUGCACCAUGACAAAUGUGAACAUACAUAAUUCCUGUCUCCCAGAAAGGUCGACAAGGCUACCAUGUUUUUCUUGCAGAAAACGAGAUGGCUCUAGUUUGAAAUGUUUUCAAGCCAUAAGUACUUGAAAUUUCUUUCCACUGUACAAUUUAAUCUGGCGGGCGUUGAGUUUAUCCCAAUAAAUCACUGUAAAGGUUGUCAACGUCAAGUUGAUGCCCUACGAAUAAGUAAAAAAAAAUACAAUAUGCCCUAGAAGUAAAUGACACUUGCAUUUUUUUAGUUAUUUUAUCCUCGUAAUAUGUUGGGCUGUAGCACAAUAAAAAAUGUGCUUAAAGACAUCAUGAAAGUCAACUUGUAUCAACAAGAUUGAUCAAUGGUGAGCAUUUGUAGGCGGUGGCACUGCGGCAGACUUGAGAGUGGGCAGCUUUCGUGAUCAAGCUGUCCGUCUGUUUUUAGUGUGCAAGCACUUGAUGUAAUGUCAGGAGGUAUAAUUAAACAUUCCUGGGUGAGAAAGUGUUGGGAGGAUUUGUCAAACCUAUGGCUACUGUGGAUAUCAUUUCCAAUUCCACGUGUACUGUGGAAAGUCACGUGUUGCUACUUGGUUUUUUUCUACUUUGACGUUUCCAUGAAAACUGAAAAAGAAUACAUCCAGUACCAUUUCAGGAAUGGUCACAUGGAGGCAUUGUGCCAGCUGUGUGUUCCUGUUAGUUUCUGCCAACAAUAAUGUGUUGCUAAACAGCAGAAUACAUGCCAAAAACUGAAACUGUCACUGCAGCAUGUUCUGGUGGUCAGCACUCAAACAGGGACACCAAAUCAUCGAUCAAAAUUAGGCUUGGUUACUAUCAUCGUUUCCAUCAAGGUUAUUUCAGAUUGCGCUCAUGGGAAUGGCUUGGAUCAAAUCAGAAUGCUUACUAAUGGGAUAUCUUAUGAUACUUCCUCUUGGUGACUGCUGUUUGCCAUCGAGAGACUGUUAUUUGCUUUACUGGCAGUGAACUUAAUUGCAAAUGAGAACACUGGAAAAAUCCAUUCACAUUCUUUAACCACCCCUUUACAAGUCGGAUGAUUAAAUGUUUUGUGCCAUCUGCUUGGAACUGUUAUUUUGUGAUAAAUACUAAAACGUCUCAAAGCCAGACUAAUUAGGGGAGAGCAUUUUUCUGGUGAGGUCGGGAUGUCUAUUAUAAUGCCAAUAAUUAUAUAUUUUGCAAUUUAACUACAUUUAAAUUUUCAUUGAACCAUAAUUAACACCUAAUACAUUAAUGAACACUGAACAACUAUUAAAAAUAUCAAAUAUUUGCGGUUUUAUGAGAAUUUCGAAAUCACUUAUGUACAGUUUAAAUCCAGUACACCAUCACCAUGAAACACAGGUGGAAAGGAUGAGGUCAACUGGGGUGUGGGAAGGACUGAAGAGACUUUCUGAUGGACCGGUUUUACCACGUGACCUAGUGAUGACAUUGUGCUCUGAAUUUUUUUACAUUUUCUAAAAUAAAUGUUUAGUUAGUUAAACUUCUAUUUUUUAGGAAUUUUUAAUCUUUAAUUAAUGUAUAAGAAUAAUGUCCAACAAAGAGGGUAUAAAAUCGUCACUGGAUGACAAUGUGGUAGGCUGAUGCAUUGAUUGCAGAAUGCAGUAUCCUACCACGUGCACCCCAAUUUGCACACAAAUAAUGUUCCAGUUGGAGAUUUUUGUUUGUUUAAUUCGAAUAUUUUAUUUAUUUUCAAGUAGCAAUUUCGCUCGUGCUAAAUUCUGGCUGACUCAAACUGGCUUUGGGAGGUUUUGCUGUAAAUAUCACUGAUGACAUGACGGAUAAUGUUGCAAACAUUAGGUCGACAGUUACUAAACAAAGUAGUUUUUCUGCCUUAUUGAUUUGUGCCAGUAUUUUUUAAGAAGAAUAUCUUAUACUUUUAUGCAAUUCUGGGUGAUUAAUUUACCUGCUGGUUCUUGCAUCACUAAAUUGACAACACAUUAUUUGAAAUACAGUAAUAUAUUUAUCGUCUUAAUCAAUAAGUUAACUGAAGUUAGAUUUGCUAUGUUUUAGCUAUUAUUUACUUGUUCUUGAGCAACGUUUGUUUUUAUUCACUGGAUAUUCAUUUGAAAUCUAUAUUUAUAAAUAUUUUUUGUUGGCAAAAUUUUUUUCUAAAAAUAUUCACAUGAAAAUAAAUAAGAAUUAAAUCUUAGCUUGGUAGUUUGUGCAUCAAUGUGCACAACUUUUAUUGCUUUUUAGUCUACUACUGUCAACUUAAAUAUUUAGUUUUGCACAUUUAAACUGGUACUGUAGCCACACUGUAUUAUGUUGCAUAUCUUAAAUGCAUUAGCAGGGCUUGUAAAAUAUUGGUUUUCCCCCAAAUAAUUCGUCUUUGUUAAUGAAUUAAUGUGUAUAGGCGCGGAUUGUUAUUAUUCAUGUUCGCUAGUCCAUUUGUUUUUUUUUACAUAUUUAAUGUCCACACAUAUAUUUUUUUGCUGCAGAUGCUUCUGUAUUUUGCUCAUUCCCUACACAGCCAUUGGCGACCUAAGUGGUUCAUUGUAAUUAUUUUCGUGGGUUUAUCAAGCACACGUGGGGGAAUGGCUUCAGUUGAUGAAAUUAUAAAAUAAAAGAUUGCACAACAGCCCAUUUUGUGCAACACAUUUUGGGAGGGUGUAAAGGACCAAAAGGACCGUUUAAUAUUUGCUCGUGAAAAUGAUCAUGGAUGCCCCCGAAAGCACCACCAUCGUCAUAAUACAUGCACCUUGGGAAACAUUUGUAUUCCACCUCCUUGGGUUCCAAAACAAAAA